AUGACCACCGGCGGGGAGGAGCAGCAGGGGCGGAGGCUGUUCGGCGUGUCCCUCACGGACAGGCCCGUCUGGCAGCAGUUCCUCAUCUGCUCCUCCGGCUUCUUCUUCGGCUACCUCGUCAAUGGCAUCUGCGAGGAAUACGUCUACAACCGGCUCCAGUUCAGCUAUGGGUGGUACUUCACGUUCGUGCAGGGGUUCGUGUACCUGGCGCUGAUCAGGCUGCAGGGGUUCACGAUGAAGCACAUGGUGAACCCGUGGCGGACCUACGUGCGCCUCUCCGCCGUGCUCAUGGGAUCCAACGGCCUCACCAAGGGCUCCCUCGCCUUCCUCAACUACCCCGCACAGAUCAUGUUCAAGUCCACCAAGGUGUUGCCGGUGAUGAUAAUGGGAGCAUUUAUCCCAGGAUUAAGACGCAAGUACCCGUUCCAUGAGUACGUAUCGGCAGUGAUGCUCGUCAUCGGCCUCAUACUUUUCACGCUCGCGGACGCGCAAACGUCUCCUAAUUUCAGCAUGAUCGGCGUGGCCAUGGUGUCCAGUGCACUCAUCAUGGAUGCCUUCCUGGGUAACCUGCAGGAAGCCAUCUUCAAGAUGAACCCUGACACUACACAGAUGGAGAUGCUGUUCUGCUCAACUGUUGUUGGCCUGCCUUUCCUCGCUGUGCCAAUGGUGUUAACAGGGGAGCUUACGACAGCGUGGAGCGCGUGCUCUCAGCACUUGUACGUGUAUGCCGUGUUGGUUUUCGAGGCGAUGGCGACGUUCGUCGGGCAGGUGUCGGUGCUGUCCCUCAUCGCGCUCUUCGGGGCAGCCACGACGGCCAUGGUGACGACGGCGAGGAAGGCGGUGACCCUGCUCCUGUCGUACCUGAUAUUCACCAAGCCCAUGACGGAGCAGCACGUCACGGGGCUCCUGCUGAUCACCAUGGGGAUCGUGCUGAGGCUCCUGCCGGAGGACAAGGAGAAGAAGGGCACGGCCGAGCGCCAGCAGGCGAAGGCGCAGCGCGGCGAGGAGAAGCGGCGGGGAGACGGAGUAGAGGAGGAGACAUCGCCGUUGGUAUGA
Molecule: messenger RNA, 1056 nt
Organism: Triticum turgidum subsp. durum (durum wheat)
Lineage: Eukaryota; Viridiplantae; Streptophyta; Magnoliopsida; Poales; Poaceae
Source: the annotation of a GenBank genome assembly